This is a messenger RNA of Schistosoma mattheei, 2497 nucleotides long. NCBI's taxonomy places the organism in Eukaryota, Metazoa, Platyhelminthes, Trematoda, Strigeidida, Schistosomatidae. The record is from the annotation of a GenBank genome assembly.
UAAUAAUAAUCUAUAUGUCAUAGAUUAAAUACUAUUUGUUUAAAUAACCAAUCAAAAUCACACAGUGCGUUAAUAGUUUUUUUUUCAAAUUUAAAUUGUGAAGGUCACUUUUUUCGCAUUAAAAUUACAAAAAAAAUAAUAAAGAAAACUAUAAAUAUCAACUCAUGAUUAAAUUUAUGUGAAGUACACAUUGAUAUUUUGCAAAUUUUACAUUUGUAACUAGUGCGAUUUAUGAUUCUUUCUUGUUCUUGUUCUUGUUCUUCUUCGUCGUCGUCUUCUUCUUCUUCUCCUUCUUCUUUAUCUUUUUGUUUUUUGUUUUUUAUAAUUUAAAGGAAAAAAAAUAAUGUUAAAGGCCAAUUAUUUAUUGAAUCUUAUUAUUCAAAGAAAUAGCCAACUGAAAAAUGGUUAUCAUAUGAGUACAGCAUUAAAUAAAUUAGCACGAACACGUGUUGAAUUAAAUAAUGCUAAAAAAAUUAUUAUAAAAUUAGGUAGUGCCGUAGUAACAAAACCGGAUCGUAGCGGUUUAGCACUUGGUCGAUUAGCUGCUAUAGUAGAACAAAUUGCUGAAUUAUGUCAACAAGGUCGGCAAUGUCUUCUUGUUACUAGUGGAGCAAUAGCAUUAGGACGGCAUCAUCUUGAAACAGAUGAGAAAAAAAGUAGUCGAGGAGCUCGAGCAGCUAUUGGUAUGGCAGAGAUGGUUACAUUAUAUGAUCAUUUAUUUGAACAAUGUGAUCUUCGAACAGCUGCUAUGUUAUUGACACCUGUAGAUUUUGAUGAUGGUCAUCGACGAGCAUACUGGCGCACAGCACUUCAAGAUUUAUUAAAUCAAGGGGUUGUACCAAUAAUUAAUACAAACGAUGCUGUUGCUUGGAAUAAAGAAAAUUCUGCUGGUACAACAUGCACAGAUACAGCCCUAACCCUUCAAGUACGUGACAAUGACAGUUUAGCUGCUCGUUUGGCAUGUGAAUUAAAAUCAGAUCUGUUGCUUUUAAUAUCUGAUGUAGAUGGUGUAUAUACUGCACCACUGGUAGUCCUGGUGCUCGAUUUGUGGCCGAUCAAUGGUGAAUUCCUGAAUUUUGGUGAAGCAUCUUCCGUCGGUACUGGGGGAAUGAAAAGUAAAAUUGCAUCAGCAGUUUGGGCUGUCAGACAAGGAACUUCAGUUGUCAUAAUCAGAGGUAGCAGAUUUAAUUGUAUUACUGAUGUCAUGAAUGGCAUGGAUGUUGGCACAUUUUUCACAUUAGAAGAAAAAAAUGAAGCGGAAAAUCAGCUUGAUAUUCGAGAAGAAACAAUUAAACAAAUUGCCAUGAAAGCUCGUGAAGCCACUGAAGCAGCUGGUAUUUCAUCUAUUCUGUUGGCUAGACUGCAAUUAAGUCAUUCAAAGAUAAAAACAUUGAGUGAAGGACUUAGACAAAUUGCCACUGAAUCACGUAAACGACAUGGUCAUGUUAAUUGUGUAUUGUCUCGUACUAAAUUAGCAGACAAUUUAAUUUUGGAGAAAGUUACUGCACCUAUCGGUGUAUUAAUGGUGAUAUUUGAAUCGAGACCAGAUUGCUUACCACAGGUUGCUGCGCUUUCAAUCGCUACAGCCAAUGGUCUGUUAGCAAAACCCGGAUCUGAAGCCUUACAUACUGUUCGAGUACUUCAUAGACUUGUCGGUGAAGCUUUAGAAAUGGUCAAUCUACCAUCUGAAGCUGUUGGUCUACUUGAAGGACGUAAAGAUGUGGAUUAUGUUUUACAGGGUAUAGAUAAACAAUCUUUUGUUGAUUUAGUCAUUCCAAGAGGUAGUUCAAAAAUGAUUGAAAGUAUUCGUAGUGCGGCAAAUAAAGCCGGUACUGGUGUACCUGUCAUGGGUCAUGGGUCCGGUAUCUGUCACGUUUAUGUUGAUUCGGCAGCUGAUCCUGAAAAAGCUAUAAAAAUAGUUAUUGACUCAAAGUGUGAUUAUCCAUCAGCUUGUAAUGCAAUGGAAACUUUACUUGUGCAUAAAUCACAUGCUGAAUCAGGCUUAUUGGAGAGGUUAUGUAAUCACUUACGAGAUCAUAAAGUGAAACUGUAUGCUGGACCAGGUAUGAUACGUUUAGGUCAAAAUUUAACAGAUGAAAUGAAACCAGCAAAGAAUUUAUCAUAUGAAUAUGGUGAUCUAGAAUGUACUGUAGAAUUAGUAGAAAGCGUAGAUGAAGCUAUCGAGUAUAUUGGAUCGUAUGGAAGUGCGCAUACUGAAUCGAUUGUAACGGAAGACAAAGCUACAGCCGAAAUAUUCCUUCAAAAAACAGACAGUGCAUGCGUUUUUCACAAUGCAAGUACAAGAUUCGCUGAUGGUUACCGAUUUGGGUUAGGUGCUGAAGUUGGUAUAAACACAGGGAGAAUUCAUGCUCGCGGACCAGUUGGAGUUGAAGGACUAUUAACAACUAAAUGGAUUUUACAUGGAGAUGGACAAUGUGUUACUGAUUUUAGUUCAGGAAAAUUAAAUUACUUACAUGAAUCUUUGCCAAUUAAAUAA